AUGACGACUGUCUGUACGACCCCCAGCUCGCCUCCUGACCUUUCUGGAUCAAAGUCUUCCAAGACUUCCACCUCCCAACCAUCUUCGGAUGAAGGAAUCUUUCCCGAUGUUGGUAAUUUCGAGGAGAUCGGUCUCGAAGACGACGCUGAUGUCCCUUCCAACGUGAAGAACACCGAUGCCGCCCCGUAUGGCAGAGCCACGGGCCUCCCCAGAUCUUCGACCGCCAGGCUGCAUGGCAAGACCAUGAUGACGGCGACUGCUGCGGUCCCUCGUGAUUUGACAUCGCUUCACAGCAGUAACAAGCGGACCCCUUACCCACAGGGCCAGGUCAAUGGCGUCUUGGCCCAAGCUUCACGCAGUACCCCGAAACUGAAAGGGGUAAGUAGCAAUUCUCGAGAUGCGGCUGUCCAUUCCACUACCGCUAUGUCUAUCCCUUCCCGAGAAGGCCGUCGGUCGCGUUCGACAUCACCGGUGCCACCCACCUCGAAACUCCGUCCCACCCUGUCCGCCACCAACCUUGCUCUAUCCCCUACUGUCGGACGUGCAGAACCCUGGCAGUUUCGCCGCAAAUCUGUCAAGGACCUCGAGGAUGAGUACCACGAUUCGGAUGAGGAACUGCCCGAGGAUACUAGUUUGUGGAAUGUGCCUAUUUCACCACGCCCUCCGCAGGAGCGUAUUGCCUCCCGUUCUGCAAGCCCCGACGGACGUAACGCUGGACCCCGCCCUCUGCCCUUGGAGCACUCGGUAUCGGAACUAUCUUUGGCUUCAUCCCCUGGAAAGUCAUCCAGCUCAUCUUCACGGUCACGUAAUGGGAGAGCACCGCGGUCAAAUUCAGCAGGUCCUGAACGGGGCCAAAUUUCCCCGCGCAUUCGAAACCCGCGCACAAUUUCCUACAAUAACAUGCUAUCCGAUUUGUCUGAGGAAGCCAGGAUCAUCACAGAGGCGCUCGAGUAUCAUGCAACACAGAGUGGAUGGCAAGCGGAGGAAACCGGCAGCUCAGGCGACGAGCUGAAACGAGCAUUGCGUGGCACUAUCGUUGAACUACCCCCAUUGCAGAAGUCCAAUAUUAUGAUUGACCCUUUGCCCAUCAGCAAGGAGAAGGAAAAGGUCCUGACCAGAACGCGCCCCAGCUGGCUUCCUCCCAAGGACCAAAAGGAGGAGAAGCGACACUUGAAAGAAUAUAAGAAGAUGAUGGCCCAGUCUCGUGAAAUAGAAAAGCGCAAGGCCGCCAAAGCCGCUUCCGCUAAAUGCGAGAAGGACGAUACACGCGACGCGCUUAAACGUGUCUGGGAUGAGUAUGUGAAUCCAAACUGGGAUCGUGCCGUGACGGAAGCCCGAACUCGGGAGCUCUGGUGGCGUGGAGUUCCACCCCAGAGCAGGGGCACUAUCUGGGGGCGGGCCAUCGGCAACGAGCUCGCUUUGUCCGAAGAUACAUACACCAAGGCUUUGAAAAGGGCCAAGGAGGUUCGAUCCAAUUCUGAGGGGGAUUCAGAAAACACCCCGAGAAUAGGAGAGUGGUUCGCAGCGAUUCAUGAGGAUGCGUCGAAGGCAUUCCCCGAAUUGCGUCUUUUCCAGGAAGGUGGCCCGUUACGGGAGACACUGAUCGAUGUGCUGGAAGCUUAUUCCAUGUAUCGAAGCGAUGUGGGAUAUAUCUACGGCCUUCACACCAUCGCUGCUCUCCUCGUCCUGCAAUUUCCCACACCUGCCUCUGCCUUUAUUGCGAUGGCGAACGCACUUAACCGACCGCUUCCCGUUGCCUUUCUCACCCUGGAUCGAGGCGCCGUCAGCCGUACUUAUUCCCUUGCGUCUGCGACACUGCGAUAUAAGUUUCCUCUCUUGGCUACACAUCUUUACGAAACUCUCCGCCUCACGGACGAAGACAUCUGGGAGCCAAUGUUUCGUUCCCUUCUCACAAACGGGCUCGAUCUAGAGCGUGUCUGUCGCGUCUGGGACUGCUGGGUCUUCGAAGGGGACAGGAUGAUUAUUCGGUCCGCCGUCGCAGUUAUGGGUUGCCUGCAGUCACAACUCUUUGUAUUCAACAAGCCCGAUGACCAUAGCCGUAUGGCUGUUAUGAACAUUCUCGGCUGGGGCCCGCGCCACCUGGGAGCCAAGCCCAGAGACCGGCACAGUGCUCCUGCAGCGACCGGGUUUGGCGGUGGGCAGUUUUCCAAUGCCGGCGUUGGUGACUAUUGGAUCUUGACAGCCGCUGGUAAUGAAGACGGCUUCAUAAAUGAGGUUAGAGAAGCGGGCAAAGUGCACGGUUAG
Molecule: messenger RNA, 2265 nt
Organism: Monascus purpureus
Lineage: Eukaryota; Fungi; Ascomycota; Eurotiomycetes; Eurotiales; Aspergillaceae
Source: the annotation of a GenBank genome assembly